AUGUACUCGUCGCGCCUUAUCCACCUCCUGCUGGUGGCCCUGUCGGUCUUCAGCGCCGCCGAGGCUACCUGGCUCAAGUUCGGCUUCAUCGGCAAGGCCACCAACGAGGUCGGCAACGCCGUCAUCGCCAGACAGGACUCGUCGGGCUCCUCGUCGUCAGCACCCCAGACCACCACCAGGCGCACCACUACUACCGCUCCCACCACUACCUCCGAGGCGGACCCUACCACUACCGACCCUACGACUACAAGUGUGCCGACCACCAAGCCGACCACCACCGUGCCCACGACUUCUCAGGGCACGACCACUGCUCCAACUACCACACAGGGCCCGGCCACGACGAGCAGCGGAAAUGGACCCACCACUGAUGCGCCCACAACCACGUCGGACGGCUCAGCCUCUGCCACUGACGCCACUACAUCCGCUGCCUCGCCUUUCACAACCACCUUUGUUUCCACCGUAACCGCCUCUGACGGCCAGGUGUCCACCAUCUCUAGUUCGGCCGUUGUCACCCCCACCGGCUCGCUGGCCCAGACGGGAGACUCGAACGCCAACGCCGCCAUGUCGAACCAGACUCGCAACACCAUCAUCGGUGUCUGCGUUGGUGUCGGUGGAGCCAUCAUCUUGGCUGUCGCCGGUGUCCUGUUCUGGCGCCUGCGCCGCAGAAGAUCGCAGGAUGGCGAGGACUUGGUCAACUACGGCGCCGGUACUUCGCAGUUCAACAGUGGCCCGGAGAAGAGCGAGGCCAGCGGUAGUAUGUCUGGCCGCAGCCCGUUCCAGAGCACCCUGGAGUCGUAUCACGCCCCGACCCAGAGCAACACUGGUACCAACUUCUAA
Molecule: messenger RNA, 837 nt
Organism: Neoarthrinium moseri
Lineage: Eukaryota; Fungi; Ascomycota; Sordariomycetes; Amphisphaeriales; Apiosporaceae
Exons: 1
Coding region: 1-837 (278 amino acids)
Source: RefSeq, a predicted model, not a curated record